AUGGAGAUAUUUCCACCUUGCAGACAACUCUACAGCAGUACAAAGGGKACAGAGGGCUAUGACAAGAUCUACAGAAUAAGAAAUUACCUUACAAUGUUGGGUGAGAAUAUCAGAAGAGAAUAUCAGCUGUCACGUGAAAUAUCAAUUGAUGAGACAAUGAUACCUCACAAGGGGCGGCUUAGCUAUAAGCAGUAUAUAAAAAAUAAACCAACGAAAUGGUUGAUCAAACUGUGGGUUCUUUCAGAGGCAACAACUGGGUAUGUCUAUCGUUUCCAAGUCUAUUUAGGAAAGGUUGAAGGAAAUCCUGAACAACAUCUGGCAAAGAGAGUUGUUAGAGACCUAACCAUAACAGAGGCUAAUAAAAACCACCACUUAUAUAUGGAUAAUUUUUAUUGUGAUCCUCAUUUGUUCAAAGAACUAUUAGACAAGAAAAUAUUUUGCUGUGGUACAGUAAAAUUCAAUCGUAAAGGUUUUCCACAAGAGGUUGUUAUCACUAAAGAAAGACAAAAACAAAUGAGGAGGGGUGAUUACUUGUGGAGAUGUGAUGGUCAACUUGUUGCAUCGGGAUGGCUUGACAAGCGUCCAGUUUAUCAUUUGUCAACCAGUCAUCCUCCGACAACAAAUGAGCCCACAACUGUUGCUAGACGAGAAGGCAGAGGAGAAAGACAAUCACUUCAAUGCCCUACUGGAUUAUCAGAAGUUUAUGGGUGGGGUGGAUCUGACAGACCAAAUGAUAAAGAGUUUCUCAGUUUUGCGGAAGUCAAGAAAGGCUUGGAAAAAGCUUUUCAGUUACGGACUUGA
Molecule: messenger RNA, 801 nt
Organism: Actinia tenebrosa (Australian red waratah sea anemone)
Lineage: Eukaryota; Metazoa; Cnidaria; Anthozoa; Actiniaria; Actiniidae
Product: piggyBac transposable element-derived protein 4-like
Source: RefSeq, a predicted model, not a curated record